AUGGCGACACAAACAACCAACAAACUACCCACAGCAAGCGUGCCACCUCAGAAAGUCGAGUUGAACAUUAAGGACAACAAAAAGACAGCCAACGUUAAAGUGAAAUCCACAGUUAUCAAUGUACAGGAAAAUACGUGGACUCAGGGACCAGAGAACCCGGCGCCAAAUGAUUCCGGCAAAGGAAAAAUGGUUUUAACCGUUGUAAUUAUCGUCCUUAAGUUUUGUGUGCUCGGCCUUCUCAUUGCAGCUGUUGGUCUUGAAGUCCGGAGUUUGUUCUACUCUUACUGGGGAUAUGAUGAUUACUUGUACGGGGGAUACGAAGGACGGAUAUACCGCAGUCUCUGGGGAUACUAUGAAGUCGGGGAGGAGUACCUGUUCAGCAAGCAUAAAGAAGGAAACUGGCAAGAUUGGAAGAAACCCUUCAUAAAAUUCCAAUGCCUCGCCUUGGCUCUGGGUUUAGCGAGUACCCUGAUACACGCCAUCUUGAUAGCAUUGACCUUCGUCAAUCCCCACAAAGCUGUUAAAAUUGCUCUUUUGGUGGCAGUUACACUUCUGUCUAUCGGGAGCGGCGGUUUAGUGGCGAAAACAGUGAGGGAUUUUCACAAGACGAGGCCAUUCCUUGGAUUUGGCACCAAUGCUGUAUUACCUGGAGUAGAAUUACAAACUUUUACUCAGGAAGGAUACACCCAGGCUUUAGCCAGUGGCGCCACCUACUUGUCAGCAGCAUUCCUGUCAAUUGUUCUGAUUGUAUUAACAGCUGUCAGGCACGCAAAGGAACCGACUAGCGUCACACCAAUGAAAACAUCAUCGGAAGAUUAA
Messenger RNA from Ylistrum balloti, 819 nucleotides. RefSeq lists its product as uncharacterized. The transcript is spliced from 3 exons. The coding region runs from base 1 to 819 and encodes 272 amino acids. The record is from RefSeq and is a predicted model, not a curated record. NCBI's taxonomy places the organism in Eukaryota, Metazoa, Mollusca, Bivalvia, Pectinida, Pectinidae.